Diceros bicornis minor is the source of this 2011-nucleotide messenger RNA. It is a transcript of the gene MED22, whose product is annotated as mediator complex subunit 22. Gene Ontology annotation, biological process: regulation of transcription by RNA polymerase II. Gene Ontology annotation, cellular component: mediator complex. The transcript is spliced from 4 exons. Bases 797 to 1399 code for a protein of 200 amino acids. Gene Ontology annotation, molecular function: transcription coregulator activity. Lineage: Eukaryota; Metazoa; Chordata; Mammalia; Perissodactyla; Rhinocerotidae. The record is from RefSeq and is a predicted model, not a curated record.
GGCGGGCCGGCCCGGGGCGCGUAGCGGCGCCGGGGAGCUGGAACUUCCCGGGAGGGGCGCUCUCUCGUCCCCACCCCGCCCCCCGGCCAGGUGCCAGCCAGGCCGGGCUCUGGGGACCAGGUGUGGACGUUGGGGGCGGCGGGGUUGAGAAGCGGUGUUUUCUCUCGGUGAUAUACCCCAAAGUGGCUCCGUGGCCGCGGGUUCGGUCAGCCGGCCGUGGCCUGCCCGGAGCGCGCAGCCUGGAGGCGCCUGGCGCGGGGCGGGUGGUCCCGGCAGAGACUCCGGAGCGAGGAGCCGUGGGCGCGGCGGCGGGCAGAGGCCUGCGAGGCGGCCCUCCGAGGGCUCGGUGUGGACAGAGGGCGGGCGGCCGGCCGGCCGGCCGGAGCCGGGCGGCGCGGGUAGACUGGGAAGGACGCAUCGGAUGAGGGGCUGGGGCGAGGGUGGUGGCGCGGAAGCCGCUGGGCAGGGGCAGCUGGUGAGCCCCUGAAGGCCUCUCACGAACAUCCUUGCGCCCGGCCUCCGAGAAGCCCGGGCCGGAGCCGGCUUUUGAAGGUUCCUGGGAUGAGCUCGCCCAGGGCGGGGCGUGGAACGGAGGAGACUCCGUAGCGUACCUGUGUGCCGAUGAUCGAUGAGUUUCUUUGGCAGAAAGGGAAUCCCCUGGAGAUCUGCACGCUCUGUGAGGUGGGGGCAUGGAGCGUGGGUGGCUGGGGUUGGCUUCGCUCACGCCAGACUCUGGGUCCCAGGUGCAGACUGGUGGCUCCUGGCCUCGGCGCCCUGCACGGCCUGAGGCCCCGCCAUGGCCCAGCAGAGAGCCCUGCCACAGAGCAAGGAGACGCUGCUGCAGUCUUACAACAAGCGUCUCAAGGAUGACAUCAAGUCCAUCAUGGACAACUUCACCGAGAUCAUCAAGACCGCCAAGAUUGAGGAUGAGACGCAGGUGUCGAGGGCCACUCAGGGCGAGCAGGACAAUUACGAGAUGCACGUGCGAGCCGCCAACAUCGUCCGAGCCGGCGAAUCCCUGAUGAAGCUGGUGUCCGACCUCAAGCAGUUCCUCAUCCUCAACGACUUCCCAUCGGUGAACGAGGCCAUCGACCAGCGCAACCAGCAGCUUCGGGCGCUGCAGGAGGAGUGUGACCGGAAGCUCAUCGGCCUGCGGGACGAGGUCUCCAUCGACCUGUACGAGCUGGAGGAGGAGUAUUACUCGUCCAGCUCAAGUCUUUGCGAAGCUAAUGAUCUGCCUCUAUGCGAAGCUUACUGGAGGCUGGACCUCGACACAGACUCCACUGAUGGCCUCUCGGCCCCUCUGCUGGCAUCCCCAGAGCCCAGCGCUGGCCCCCUGCAGGCUGCAGCCCCUGCCCACUCCCAUGCUGGCGGCCCCGGCCCCACGGAGCAUGCCUGAGCCUCCCAGGGUUCCCUCCCUGGGCCCCUAAGAUCUUAGGAAUGAAAUCCAGUGUUCCUCUCUGGGCCGCCACAGCCUCACUCCUUUCAGCCUUGCUUCCCACUUAGGGAGCCGCUAUGGUUUCCUUGAGAACUUUUCAGCCCAGGGAAGGUCCACCCAGGAGUGUUGGGGAAAAAUAGUUCCCCCAACCAAUUGCGGGGUGGCCCUCCCUACCCUCGAAUUGUCACCUCCAUUUGCUGCCUUGCUGGCCGGUUGGGUGGAAGGAAGUUUCCAGGACAGUUUGUCCUGUUGAGGACCUACCAGCAGGGCAGGCAGGGAGGAUGCCCAGUGUCGGGAGACCUGCCCUGAGCAUGGUUUAAAAUGCAGGGGGGCUCAGUGGACAGUACUGGCCAAGGCCAGACUCCCACUUUCAGGCCAGGCCUCCUGUGCAGAGCUGCCCACUACCUCGCCCUGGGGGUCCCUGCACCAGCUGACUGUUCCUGCAGGGCCGUUGUGGGAUAGGGGGGCUGCCUGCUCACGCAGAAGCCAGGCAGCGGUCCUUCCUAAUUCUGCUGUCAUACACAUUCUGGUUAUUUUUGUAACGAGACUGUUGAAUAAAACCAGUACCACCCA